Anguilla rostrata (American eel) is the source of this 1722-nucleotide messenger RNA. Its product is annotated as ras-related protein Rab-21-like. The transcript is spliced from 7 exons. The coding region runs from base 223 to 882 and encodes 219 amino acids. Lineage: Eukaryota; Metazoa; Chordata; Actinopteri; Anguilliformes; Anguillidae. The record is from RefSeq and is a predicted model, not a curated record. Gene Ontology annotation, biological process: Rab protein signal transduction. Gene Ontology annotation, cellular component: Golgi apparatus; endosome. Gene Ontology annotation, molecular function: GTP binding; GTPase activity.
UGACGUAGAAGUAGAAGACGCCAUUAGAGAGCUGAGCGAAGCGAUAGCCAGAUAUUGAGCCUGCGCUGUUGACGUCGAUCCUAUUGCCCCACGGAGGGAUUUGUGUUGCCCGGUUUUUCUGUAGCAUCGGUCUGUUUUGUCACUGAACGAUAACUGAUGUGACUGGCAAGCCGCACUUCUCUUCUGGGCUGCUUUUUAAUUUCCAAGGAAGGAUUUUUUGCGAUGGCGGCUGGGGGAGCGGGAGGCAGUAGUAAAACCUAUUCUUUCAAGGUGGUAUUGCUGGGCGAAGGCUGUGUCGGGAAGACGUCGCUCGUCCUGCGGUACUGCGAGAACAAAUUCAACGACAAACACAUCACCACGCUCCAGGCAUCUUUCCUCACAAAGAAGCUAAACAUCGGAGGGAAAAGAGUGAAUCUGGCAAUUUGGGACACGGCAGGCCAGGAGAGGUUCCACGCCCUGGGGCCCAUCUACUACAGAGACUCCAACGGAGCCAUUUUAGUCUAUGACAUCACAGACGAGGACUCCUUCCAGAAGGUGAAAAACUGGGUCAAAGAAUUAAGAAAAAUGUUGGGCAAUGAAAUAUGUUUAUGUAUAGUAGGUAAUAAAAUUGACCUGGACAAGGAGAGACAUGUAUCAGUUCAAGAUGCAGAAGAGUAUUCCGAAUCUGUUGGAGCAACGCACUACCACACUUCAGCCAAAUUAAACAAAGGCAUUGAAGAGGUCUUUCUGGACCUUUGUAAAAGGAUGAUGGAGGUCGCGCAGGCGGACGAGAGGUCGAAGGGCAACGGGGCGAGCCAGUCCGGCGCUGCGCGACGGGGGGUACAGAUCGUGGACGAUGAACCCCAAACUGCCACAGGAGCGGGGUGCUGCUCUUCUGGCUAGUGCCAUUAACGCACACACACAGGGAAACACUCUAACAUACUCAUAUACACAGGCACACACACACACACACACACACACCAUAGAACUUUGGACCCUCCGCCUUCCCUCUGGCUCCUGUCUGAUGAGACUGCCAUUCCUCAAGUCACAUGUCCCCCUCCAGCCCUGGAAUAACAUGCUUAACAGUAUUCCCAGUAACCAUAUUUAUACCACUCAAACAAAUCCUCAAACUACUGCUGAGAGCUGUGUACUGAAAAAGUAAUUACCAAUGCCCUUCUGAAGCCACACCCCCUUUCCUUUUAUCCCCUUAGCAACAACCCCCCCCCCCCCCACAAAUUCAUAACCUUUUCUUUGACAUGGAUAAUGUGCAUGUUGAAUCAAGUUCUGUAAAAACCUAAUUUGUUUUACUUAAAAAAAAGAAUUAUUAACUUAUGUAUUUGUUCUAUGAAGAUCAUUACUCGUUCAGACCCUGGGUAUUUUUGUGGUAAAUUGUGAGAGUUCUGCAGAUCCGCCAUGUCUCUUUUAAAUUUGGCAGAUAUCUCAUACUAUUUUUGCACUGGCCCAUAACUGUCAAUGCUCUUGUUAUACUGUACUUCUCUCUGUUUGCAGAGUCGGAAUAUAAAAUGAAAAACAUUCUUCGAUACAUAUUGAAUAUUUGAUCUGCUUUUACAAGCUUUUGGGGAAAAAAACUGCAAGUGUAGAAAAGUGUAAAUUAGUCUUGUUAAUGAUUGUAUAAUGAAAUUAACAGCUGUUGGUGGAAAAAGCACUUUUUGGAAUUGUAAUUUUUUUAACUGCUAGUAUCAUGAGUGUUUUGUAAUAGAAGAAUUAUAAUAAUUUACAAUG